This is a messenger RNA of Panonychus citri (citrus red mite), 4436 nucleotides long. RefSeq names its product ammonium transporter Rh type B-like. Lineage: Eukaryota; Metazoa; Arthropoda; Arachnida; Trombidiformes; Tetranychidae. The transcript has a single exon. Gene Ontology annotation, molecular function: ammonium channel activity. The coding region runs from base 1552 to 3321 and encodes 589 amino acids. Gene Ontology annotation, cellular component: membrane. The record is from RefSeq and is a predicted model, not a curated record. Gene Ontology annotation, biological process: ammonium transmembrane transport; ammonium homeostasis.
ACCGAUAAUAAUUACGAGGUUAAUGAUUUAAUGAAAUCUAAUUAACAGGUUAAGGGUUUGGUGAUAAGAUAAACAAUAUUCAGAUUAACCUGAUCCCAAUUACCUGGAUAAAUAGACAUUGAUAAUACACCUUAACGCCCUCGCGAUUGUCAAAUAUCAUCAAUAUUAUUAUUAUAUUUUUACCCUGAAACAGUUGAAUUCAGAUUCUGUGUUACCUUAUUAUUAUCAAAUCUCAAACUGAUUUCAUGUUGUUAUUAUUAUGGUUCAUGAGUUUUCAUUCUGAUCGCCAAGUUUUCAUGGUUAUCGGGCUUAUCCUAUUGAUAGUAAUCAUCCACCCCCUCUCAUUAUUGUCUUUAUAUUGAAUUAAAUUCAAUAACUAAUCAACCCAAACUUGUUGUUAAAUUAAAUUUGUUGUUAUAUUUCAUUCAUUCAUCACCAUCAUGAUGAUGAUAACUGAAUUCAGGCCAAGGAUUUAGGAUUUUAUUUCUCACUCUUAUGUAAUAUACUUAAUACAACGUCAAUCUUAGGAUUGAGUGAGAUUUUUACUUUAACUUGAUUGUUAGAUUUAAUUGUGGCGUGAACAAUUUAAUCAUCUCUCUUGUUGAUUAAUCGUUAAUCUCUCAUGUUAUAGUAACUUUCUUGGUUAGCAAUCAUUUCAUGAUCAAAGGUGAUUAAAUCUAACUAUUAUUAGCUAAUUGGAUAAUCAAGUUGUUCAACUUAAACAAUAUUAAUCAAUGACCACAAAUCUAUCAAAUCAAAUCAAGUUUAAUUGUUGUUAAACUCAUCGCCUUUGAAGGUUAAUCAAUUGCAUUAAUUAAUCAGAUUUACUGUUUUUGUUUUACCAUUUGAUUAUCUUUAUUUAUAAUCUUAAUCCUUAAUCAAUUUUUUUUUCUCAAGUUCAUUAACAUUAAUUGUUAAUAACUGUUAACCUUUCAAACACUUAAUUCACACUCAAGUUAAUUAAACUUUUUUACUCUUGUUGUAGUUUCAAUUGGCUUGUUAAUUACUAGUAAUUAAUUGUCUGGUUGUUAAUCAAAUAUACUUGAAAGUUAAUCACAUUGAUUGGAAAACUUUGAUCAAUUGUUGUGGUUAUUUUCCUAUUAACAAUUAAUUUAAUUGUUCACAAUUUAAUUGAUUGAUUUAUCGGCACAAUUAUAACAUACAACAAAUCAACGUGACAGUUAAAUCCGAAAACAUGAUUUAAUCAAUUAGAUAAUCAAUAAUAUUAAUUAUCAUUGAGAUGUAAGAAAUGAUUCAAUCAAAAGUUAAUUGUUGACAAUUUGGUUUCCUUUGUUUUAAAUCAACUGGAAAUCGUAUUACAUAUACAAAAUUGAGGAAAAUUUUGCUUAAUUGUACAACAAUUAACGUCAACAAUUAGUUAUUGAUAUUGAGAAUUAAAUUGUAUCCGGUUUAUCAUUAUCAUGUUUAUCUUUGUGUCCUUUUCAUGGGAAAUUGUAAUUACUUGUUUGGUGAACUUGUUUCAAAGUAGUUGUGAUAUUUUCAUGUCUUUUUUUACCUUUGCUAUUGAGUCUCUCUCACUGGUCAAGCCUAAUGUUGUCAAACAACAAUCAACUGGUCAACAGAUCGACCAGGAGGGUCAAUAGUAUCAUUUGGAAACGUGGUAAACUUUGUUUCACCAUAACGUUUUUCCAAACAAUUAUCGCCAUUUUGUUGACAUUGUUCAGUGUUUACGAAGAGUCCGCUGAGCCCUCAGAUCGUCGUUACUCGUCCGUCGAUGGGUUUUAUCAAAUGUCCAAUCCAAUUGAACGAUAUUUACCCAAUCUUCGUGAUCAUAUGAUUCUAUCAUUACUUGGAUUAGGUUUAUCAUCAACGAGCUCAUCUGCCACCCUGUUAGCAAGUUUAGGCUUCAAUUUACUUACAUUUACAUUUGCAUCAUCAUGGGCACUCUUGUGGCCUCAUUUGAUUACUUCCUCAUGGGAAUCGGUUAAAUCAGAGGGGCAAUCUAGAGGAAACUUAACUUUUUCCUCAUCACCUUCAUCAUCAUUAUCAGCAUCAUCAUCUUCUUCAUCUUUUUCUUCUUCGUCAUCACCAUUUUCGUCUUCCUCCUCAUCGAUUCCAGUAAAUUCAACAGUUUAUGUAAUUUCAUCGCCUUCUCAUGAUCUUCAAGUUAAAUCUAAUUUAUCCUGUGAUGAUUAUUUAUCUGAUUUAGAUCGAAAAAAAAUUAAACCAACCGUUAAAUUAUCAAUUCGACAAUCAUUCCAUAUAACCUUAGGAAUCAAUUCAAUUCUAAGGUCAGCUCAUUAUGGUUUAGGUGUCACCCUAUCACUUGGAAGCCUUCAGGGUAAAUUAAGUCCAAUACAAUGUAUAAUUUUGGCAGUUAUCGAGGUUCCAAUAAUGUCACUUACCGGAUAUGUUUUAUCCUCUUGGCAGGUAUCAGAUGAAUCAAAUGGAUUAACUAUUUAUACCUUUUCCAUUUACUUUGGAUUAAGUGUCUCAUGUAUAAUCUGUCGGAAUAUUCAAUCAACCCACCGUAAGAAUCAAAAUUACAACUCGGAUAGGGAGAUGUCGGUACUUUUAGGAACAAUUUUCAUCUAUUUAACUUUUCCCUCGAUGACAAGUUCCUAUUCAUUGGGUGACAAGAAACACCGUUUAGCGGUAAACACUUGGAUCUCGGUAACGGCCUCAUGUUUAUCGGCAUUUUCAAUAUCAUCACUUUUAGAUGAACAAGAUCGAUUCUCAGUUCGACAUAUAAGAAUAGGAUCUUCUUCUGGAGGUGUUUUAAUGUCCAUCAUUGGUCAAUACAUACUCUAUCCAUAUACAGCAUUCAUUUCAGGAAUGAUGAUCGGAGGUUUAUCAAUAAUAACUCACAUUUAUCUGAAUCCCUAUUUACUUAAUCGUUUCCGUAUUCAUGAUACACUUUCCAUGCAUGCAACUUAUGGUUUACCUGCGGUUAUUGCUGGUCUGGCUUCCAGUGGAUUUGCAUAUAUGGCUAAUGAGAAAUCAUAUGAUCUAAAUUUGUAUGAACUUUUUCCUGCUCGAGCUCCACCCGAGAAUUCAAAAGAUCUUGAAGAGAUUCAGGUAAAUUUACACCGAAUCCAAGCAGGUAUUGGUCGUUCUGCUCAUUCUCAAGCAUUCUACCAAUUAACUGGACUCAUUUUCAUCCUUCUAAUCUCAAUAAUAACUGGUCUCAUUGCUGGAAUCAUAUUAAUUCAACCUGUUUUCGAUCCACCCGAUAAAAUUGAUCUAUUUCAAGAUGGACUCUAUUGGGUGUUGUCCAGUGAACAUGAAGAUACCUUUCAAAGUGUCUACGAAAAUGAACCCAAUUCAGAGGAAAUGAACAACGAAAGGAAUAGAAGAUAAUAUUUUCCUUCUUCUUCUUCUUCUUCUAAUAACUUGAUAGAAAAUUCAAUUAGAACAAAAUUAGUUUGAUAAUCAAGACAAAUUAAUUAGCAUCUUCAACAGUUAAUUAAGAUAAUUGAUCAUUUAAUAUUAAUUUCCUUCACCCUUAUUAUGAUUGAUGAACAAUUUUUUUUUCCUUCAUCUCUAUUAACCAAUAUGAUCAUCUCCAUGUUAAUUGUGACCCAACAAAGGGUUUCCUCGUUUUUCCUUAUUGUUAAUUGCUACAGGAAAUUGUUACAAUUACAAUUAAUUAAGGAUAAAUUUGUAAACAAUCAGGCAACAAUUAUGAUUAUACCUUGAAAAGAAAGUGAUUUGUUUGAUAAUCAACGUACAUGUAUUACUAAUAUUAAUUGUUAAAGGAAAAUCUCAAUUAUGGAUUCAAUGAAUUCUUAUUAAUGUUCAAUACAUUAAACAAAAGAAGACAGUUAAUUGUAAAAACUGCAUGUUAAUUGUUUGCUAAUUGUUUAUCUCAAACUAAUACUACUACACACAUAAUAUUGUUUAUGUAAUAAUAAUUGUCAACCAGUUUUGCUUUUUUUUUGCUUUUGUCACAAUCAAUUUCAUGGUUUAAUUGCUAAUUAGUGUGAUAUAUAUAUAGACCAAGCAAUUUAAUUUUACUGAUCAAAUAACCGGAACAAUUUGUUGUUGUUGUUGUUAUUUUAUCUUAGUUGUGUUUGAAUCUUCAUGAGGGUUAAAAUUAAAUUAGUUAAUCUUUUACCUGAUUAACAUGAAAUUUUCACCGAUAUCCUUUUACCAUGAACGUAAAUCUUUCUGAUUCACCAACCGUAAUUCCCGUUAAUAGAACUGACAAUUUGUGCUCUUUCAUUCAUCUUAUUUCCGUUUCUUGAUAUCUCACCUUUCCAGGUAUCAACAUCAAGACACCAAAUUGUACAAUUGUCAACAAUUAACAUGUAAAUCGGUUGAUGAUUGUCUUAUGUUGACGAAAACUUUUCGCUUUCAAGAUUAGAACUUUUUUUCCCCUUCUAUUAUUAUUGUUGCACUUUGUUGUUGUUGUUGUUGGAUUUAACGAUUUAAUCCGGUAGAUUAAUUGAUUUUCUUUAUUUCUAUUAUUAAUC